CUUGAGGAUGCAUAUAACGAGGCUAUCCAACGUAUAGACGGCCAACUAGACGGAGAUCAAGCGCUAGCUAAGAAAGUACUGUCGUGGAUUACGUACGCAAGGAGACCGCUUACUACAGCAGAGUUGUGCUGUGCCCUAGCGGUGGAGCGCGGAGAAUCGGAACUCGAUCCUGAUAACGUGCCAGACAUUGAGGAUUUGCUAUCUGUGUGCGCCGGUCUUGUUGUUAUUGAUAAAGAGAGCGCCAUUGUUCGUCUUGUGCACUACACUACGCAAGAGUACUUUAAGCGUAUUAGUGAGACAUGGUAUUCCGGUGCUGCGCUGCACAUUGCUCUGACAUGCCUUACUUUCCUAUCGUUCGAUCUGUUCAAAACGGGCAGCUGCUUCUUUGACGAAGAGUUUGAAGAAAGACUGGAGGAAAGCAAGCUCCUAGACUAUGCUGCUAAGUAUUGGGGCAAGCAUAUU
Paraphaeosphaeria sporulosa is the source of this 462-nucleotide messenger RNA. RefSeq names its product ankyrin repeat protein. NCBI's taxonomy places the organism in Eukaryota, Fungi, Ascomycota, Dothideomycetes, Pleosporales, Didymosphaeriaceae. The transcript has a single exon. The annotation marks the transcript as partial. The record is from RefSeq and is a predicted model, not a curated record.